Messenger RNA from Psammomys obesus (fat sand rat), 2755 nucleotides. It is a transcript of the gene Nmd3, whose product is annotated as NMD3 ribosome export adaptor. Bases 125 to 1636 code for a protein of 503 amino acids. The record is from RefSeq and is a predicted model, not a curated record. The transcript has 16 exons. Gene Ontology annotation, molecular function: ribosomal large subunit binding. Gene Ontology annotation, biological process: ribosomal large subunit export from nucleus. Lineage: Eukaryota; Metazoa; Chordata; Mammalia; Rodentia; Muridae. Gene Ontology annotation, cellular component: nucleus; cytoplasm.
CCUCCUAUCGCGAGAUCUUCCCAGUGGCGUUGGACGGCUGAAGCAACUGCAGGGCAGUCCCGGCCCGGAGUUUGGCCGGCUGUUCUUGCGUUUCGGCCCGUCCCGCAGGUGCUGGUCCAGAGCCAUGGAGUAUAUGACAGAUUCCGUUGAUCGCAGCCCGGGACACAUCUUAUGCUGUGAGUGUGGCGUCCCAAUUAGUCCAAAUCCUGCCAAUAUUUGUGUGGCCUGUUUGCGAAGUAAAGUUGACAUCAGCCAAGGUAUUCCAAAGCAGGUCUCCAUUUCUUUCUGCAAGCAAUGUCAAAGAUAUUUUCAGCCACCAGCAUCAUGGGUACAGUGUGCUUUAGAAUCCAGGGAACUUCUUGCUCUGUGUUUGAAAAAAAUUAAAGCACCUCUGAGUAAGGUUCGGCUUGUUGAUGCAGGCUUUGUUUGGACUGAGCCCCAUUCGAAGAGGCUUAAAGUUAAAUUGACAAUUCAGAAAGAGGUGAUGAAUGGUGCUAUCCUUCAGCAAGUGUUUGUGGUGGAUUAUGUCGUUCAGUCCCAGAUGUGUGGGGAUUGCCAUAGAGUAGAAGCUAAGGAUUUCUGGAAGGCUGUGAUUCAAGUCAGGCAGAAGACUCUGCACAAGAAAACAUUCUACUAUCUGGAGCAGUUGAUUCUGAAAUACGGGAUGCAUCAGAAUACUCUGCGCAUCAAGGAGAUCCAUGAUGGUCUGGAUUUCUAUUAUUCUUCAAAACAACAUGCUCAGAAGAUGGUAGAGUUUCUUCAGGGUACAGUUCCCUGUAGGUACAAAGCAUCACAGAGGUUGAUCUCCCAGGAUAUCCAUAGUAACACAUACAAUUAUAAGAGUACUUUUUCUGUGGAAAUUGUUCCAAUAUGCAAGGAUAAUGUUGUGUGUUUGUCACCAAAACUGGCACAGAGCCUGGGAAAUAUGAGCCAGAUAUGUAUUUGUAUUCGUGUAACCAGUGCCGUCCAUCUCAUAGACCCGAACACUCUACAAGUUGCGGAUAUUGAUGGAAACACUUUCUGGAGUCACCCUUUCAAUAGUUUGUGCCACCCUAAGCAGCUUGAAGAGUUUAUUGUGAUAGAAUGCAGCAUAGUUCGAGAUCUGAAACGAAGUGCAGGGGCUGGGGUGAUUUCAAAAAAGCACACCCUUGGGGAAGUCUGGAUCCAGAAGACAUCUGAAAUGAAUACAGAUAAACAGUAUUUUUGUCGGACUCACUUGGGACAUCUUUUAAAUCCUGGAGACCUGGUGUUGGGAUUUGAUUUGGCCAACUGUAAUUUAAAUGAUGAGCAUGUCAACAAAAUGAACUCAGAUAGAAUUCCAGACGUGGUGUUAAUUAAGAAGAGCUAUGACCGUACCAAACGCCAGCGCCGUAGAAACUGGAAACUGAAAGAGCUUGCAAGAGACAGAGAAGACAUGGAUACAGAUGAUGAAAGGCAAUAUCAAGAUUUCCUUGAAGAUCUUGAGGAAGAUGAGGCAAUUAGAAAGAAUGUCAACAUUUAUAGAGAUUCAACCAUUCCUGUGGAAAGUGACACAGAUGAUGAAGGAGCACCUAGAAUUAGCCUGGCUGAGAUGCUUGAAGACCUUCAUAUUUCCCAAGAUGCCACUGGUGAAGAAGGUGCAUCAAUGAUGUCAUGAUGAGUCAUGUUAUGUGCUGUUUGCAUGUCUGUCACCUCAGGAAGUCGGCAAAAUAGCCUUUAUACAUGUAUAGUACUACAUGUAUUCCCUUAUAUUUUCAGAGGAGGAAUUUGGUUUUAGACUUGAAUACAUUACUAUUUUGAUUGUUUACAUAAAGUAUUGAAAAGGUUUCAUAAUUUGAUAUAUAAUAAGAGACGAAAUGGAAUGUAAUUGUUAUUGAUAUUUAGGUCAUCUUAUGUAUGCAGUGUUACCAGUUUGAGUUUUAAUAUAGGGGCACUUUUGUAUUAUUGCUACUAUAGUGCUGGAUUCAGAUGACUAAAAGUUAGGAUUCUGUGGAUAUUAACCAAAUAUUGGAGUUUAAACCAACCUCUUACAUUUGUUUUAUAUUAAUUGUCUUUGAACAUGUAAAAAUACACAUGAAUCAUUUGAUGUAAACUCAUGUAUCUUGGUCUGCUUUAAAUCACUUUUAUAUCCGUUGGGUAGGGAAAUGAUGGUUCAGUUUGUCACCAGACAGUUGGGAAGCUAAUCUUUUUAUUUCUACAUAGAAUUGGUGUUCUUAACUCAUUUUUUUUUCCUAUCCUGAGAUUAAACCCAAGGCCUUGUGCUUCCAGAGUUGGGGUUCUAUCACUGAGCUACAAAUCAGCUCUGCAAAAAAACUUUUAAUGGGGCUUAUUUUAAUUUUAAUUUUAGUAGAAUGAAAAAUAUUUAAAAUGUGUAUAUGUGUGUGUGUAGGGAAUAUAAGUUAAUUAACAAUUUGUUUUUAUUAUGCCUUGGGCAGCAGCUUAGGUUGAUAGCUUGUUUAUGUUAUAAAAAUGUCUGCCCUUUGUAUCAAGGAUAUAGUUCAUAAAUUUUGGGUUUCAAGUGGGGAAGGAAGACUUUCUUGUGGGUUUCUGUUGUUGAGCAUAACAUAUCACUAUCAUCAAGAAUGUGAUUGUCAUGAUGGAACAGGAAAAUCUUAUAAAACCUAGAAUAAUGCAUUCCGCAUUCUGAAAGAAGAGUGUUGGGUUGAGUUUAAUCAAUUUGAAAAUGAAGCUUUAUGACCCUGUUCCUGUAUAUAACUUACCAUACUGAAUGCGUUUCAUUUAGUCUGUGUCUACCACUAAAUACAGAUGGAACCAA